GGCAUUGGUUGUGACAGGGAGGUUAAGAGGGUUGAGAAAAAUCUUUUUUUCUUGAGUGUGAGUUUCGAUUUUUGAGAUGGCUGUUGUCGCCGAUCCGAGAAAAUUGCUCCUUCCAGACCCGGAAGAGAAGAAAACCGUUCUGUAUGACAAAUUUACACCCCUCUGCCUAGCGAGUAUCUUAUUCUUAGGCGUUUUAGCAUCCAGACGGUUCAACAGGAAACCUGUGUUCUCUGGUAUACAACAUCAUAUUAUGGCUGUGGUCGGAGGAUGGGUGGUAGGUAAAGCAUUACACAACAUGAUGGAAAAUCACAAUGCAGAAAAAGAUGCAAUCUACAGGCAUUAUAUCGAUCUCCACCCUGAUGACUUUCCCACACCACAAAGAAUAAAAGUAGGCGAGAAGUUUGGGCCAUGGACUCCGAUUCGUUAAUUCUAGUCUGGCCCAGUUCGGAAGAAUGUAAAAAGGUUUCAUGUUAUCAAUGUCUCAAUAGUUAAAUAUUUAAUUAUAAAUAGUUUAAAUAAAUUGUUUUUGCUUAUACCCUA
Molecule: messenger RNA, 540 nt
Organism: Cimex lectularius (bed bug)
Lineage: Eukaryota; Metazoa; Arthropoda; Insecta; Hemiptera; Cimicidae
Gene: ND-B14.5B
Exons: 3
Coding region: 77-427 (116 amino acids)
Biological process (GO): mitochondrial electron transport, NADH to ubiquinone
Cellular component (GO): mitochondrial inner membrane
Source: RefSeq, a predicted model, not a curated record